This is a messenger RNA of Pyrus x bretschneideri (Chinese white pear), 3279 nucleotides long. RefSeq lists its product as uncharacterized. NCBI's taxonomy places the organism in Eukaryota, Viridiplantae, Streptophyta, Magnoliopsida, Rosales, Rosaceae. The transcript is spliced from 13 exons. The record is from RefSeq and is a predicted model, not a curated record. The coding region runs from base 270 to 2888 and encodes 872 amino acids.
AUAAGCCCUUCCCCCCCUCUCUCUCUCCUCUCUCUCUCCUCUCGCGCUCGCUCGACAAUCUUCGUCCUCGACUCAUCGUAUUGCCCACACACAGUAAUAGCUACCCACCUUAAAUUUAUAAUUCCUAAAUUUUAUUUUAUUUUUAUAAAACAAUUUUAAUUUUAAUUUUUCCAAGUAAAAAUUUUGGGUUGGAGGGAGAAGGAGGGAAGGGGGGCGAUCCCUAAAACCCAUCAUUUUUUUCGAAUCUAAAUCCUCCUCCUCACCGCAAUAUGGCAUUUCAUGUCGCCUGCCCAAUUACAUGCCGGCGGAUCUGCGACUGUGCGCUUGGGUUUCCGCCAACCCUCGCCACUGGGAAUGCCAAGGCCUCGUUCCUCGAAGACGUGCUGCGGCUUCACGACUUUCUCAUCGAUCCCUCCGGAAUUAGGGCCCGCGACGAUGGAAAAACGGUCCAGGUCGCCGUUCCGAAGGUCUUGCCGCCGCCUCCCCAGCCGGUUAUGCCUUCCGUCGUUGGAGAUGUUGCCGCCGCCCUUGUUGAGGAUGAGUCCGCCGCCGCCGCCUCCUCGCAGGCCAAGCGGGCUGCUCUCCAGCGCAAGGCUGCUGCGGAUAUGGUCGCGGCUGAGGACUUUGCUCGGCGAUUCGAAUCUGGUUAUUUGUCGGACACCUCAAGAGGCGUUGUGGGUGAAGAGCAGGCUCAGUCCAAUGUGAAUGUUAUGUGCCGGAUAUGCUUUUGUGGUGAAAAUGAAGGAAGUGAGAGAGCAAGAAGGAUGCUUCCAUGCAAAACCUGUGGCAAGAAGUACCACAGGAACUGCGUAAAAGUUUGGUCUCAACAUAGAGAUCUAUUUGACUGGAGUUCAUGGACAUGCCCCUUGUGCCGAAUUUGUGAGGUAUGCCGAAGAACAGGAGAUCCAAACAAGCUUAUGUUUUGCAAAAGGUGUGAUGGCGCUUACCAUUGUUACUGCCAACAUCCUUCACACAAGAAUGUUUCUCCUGGACCUUAUGUGUGCCCGAAACAUACACAGUGUCACAGCUGUGGGUCAAAAGUUCCGGGAAAUGGCUUAAGUGUGAGAUGGUUUCUGGGAUACACUUGCUGUGAUGCAUGUGGAAGAUUAUUUGUGAAGGGGAACUAUUGUCCUGUGUGCUUGAAGGUUUAUAGAGAUUCGGAAUCAACACCAAUGGUUUGCUGUGAUAUUUGCCAGCGCUGGGUGCACUGCCAUUGUGAUGGAAUCAGUGACGAGAGAUAUCAGCUGUAUCAAUUAGAUGGAAAUCUCCAGUACAAAUGUGCUACAUGUCGUGGUGAAUGCUACCAGGUCAAGAAUAAUGAGGAUGCUGUGGUAGAGCUUUGGAGGAGAAAAGACAAAGCUGAGCAAGAUUUAAUUUUUAGCUUGAGGGCUGCUGCAGGAUUGCCAACUCAAGAAGAAAUAUUUUCUAUUUCACCCUAUUCCGAUGAUGAAGAAAAUGGACCUCAAUUAUUAAAGAAUGAGUAUGGGCGUCCGUUGAAAUUAUCUCUCAAGGGGUUAGUUGAUAAGUCACCGAAAAAGACCAAGGACAGUGGAAAAAAAUCUUCAAAUAAAGUGUCUGCUAAGAAAAAGGAAUAUCAGGAGUUCUUCGUUGGUAAAACUGAAGUGAUUCAGAGGUUUGGAGGACAUGAUGAUCCUCAGUCUUUCGGAUCUAGCUUGGGCUAUGACAAGAAUGAUGAGGUGCCACCGUACAAAAAUGCAGAACUUGACUUAUAUUCUUCUCCAAUAGCUGGAAGUAUUAGCCACACCGAAGAGAUUUGCUCUGUCAAUGAGCCAGGUGUUUUGAAGCACAAGUUUGUUGAUGAGGUGAUGGCAAGUGAUGAAGAUAGAACAUCCAAAGCCGUUCGUGUCAAGAGUAAGUCUCAUGCUCUGGAUAGUGGAGAGGAUACUGGAAAGCAUGCUGGCAAGUCAAAGCCUGUUAAAGGGAAGAAGUUAGUGAUAAAUUUUGGUGCACGGAAGAUAAAUUUGACCAAGUCUCCAACAUCUGAUGCUUCAACGUGUCAAAGAGAACAAGAUUUGGUGACUGCCAUUGGCGGUGAAGAUGCCAGCCAGCAGAGAGGAACUGUUAUGGUGGAUAGACAUGAUGGUUCUGCUAAUGCUAAAGAUAAAAGCGAUUAUUCUGGCCCACUGAAAGUUCCAAAGGUUUCUGGGAGAGAAGGAAAUUUUAUAAAGUUGGGAAAAGUUAGGUCAGGAGCUUCAGAUCAGAACCCCAAAUUUGAAAGAGGGGAUAAGGCUGAUGGAUAUGAAGCCAUUCAACCUGAGCGGACACCUGUUGCUUUUGGAAAAGGCAUUGAAGGAGGCAUGACUGCAGCUGUGCCUGUAGGUGAAGUCCCGACUUUAAGAAAUGACAGGGUGUAUUCCCGGAAGCAUUCACAUAGCAGGUCUAACAUACGUAAUGAAACCAAUGAUGCUUAUGCUCAAACACCUGUGUCACAUUCUUCGUCAAAAGAUACCAAACCAACUUCGCUGAAGUUUAAGCUCAAGAAACCUAAUAUUGAAAAUCAGAGUUCUUAUCUUGAGGAAGAAAAAAAUUGUGUCAAGGGCCAGCGGUCAAAAAGAAAGAGACCGUCAUCUUUUGGGGAGAAGACAUCAUUUGUUGAGAAUGAUUCCAAGCCACAAUCAGUUCAUAAUGUAAUGGAUGAGAUUGAUGUUAAUUGGAUAUUGAAGAAAUUGGGCAGAGAUGCAAUCGGAAAGCGAGUUGAAGUUCAGCAGCUAUCUGACAAUUCCUGGCAUAAGGGAGUGGUUAGCGAAGUUAUCGAAGGCACGUCAACUUUAUCUGUUACUCUAGAUGACGGCAAAGUCAAAUCCCUGGAACUGGGGAAGCAAGGGGUUCGAUUUGUAUCUCAAAAGCAGAAAGGGUCAAGAACAUGAGGACGUACGACUUGUCGGCGGUGAUGAUCAAUCUCAUCUGGAGACUUCCUUCCACAUUAAUAUGGAAUGGAAAUCGUUUGCCUCUAAACGGGCGGAAGAGAUAACGUGUUGUAGUAUAUCCGGUGGCUUGUAUGUGCAGGGCUGUUUAGUUUCGUCGUCCUUGAAGAAUUAGUUCUGGUCAAGUAGGGUAAAUUAUGAGGAAAGCAGGUUUUCUUUCGUUCUUUUGUUUUUUUUUUUUUUUUUUUUUUUUAUGUUCUAUAGACAGCUAAGCUGCCUUAUUCUCGAAAUGUAUUUGUAUACUCCCGACUUGAACUUUGAUAUUUCAGAAUUCGCUGUAACAGACAGGAUAGGAAUGAAAGUUGUUUUCGUAUCGGACCAGAUGCGUUUACCA